AUGUGGACAUGCCCUAAACUUCCUGGGUACUUCAAAGCUUCUGGCCUUCUCUGCUACACUUCUAUGCCCUCUGUAUUCUCUUCCAACACCUGGAACAUGCUCAGAUCUGGAAAUACUGGUGUUAGCUCUGAACUUGGUCAUUUUUGGCCAUAUCAACAAACUCCCUGUUCUCUGGCUAUUCUGAGCCCAGAAGAAAACACAUCAUUGGCUUUCUGCCAGUUAAAUCCUAUGGAUUUCUAUGCCACCUCUUCCUUAAAUUAUGAUCUUUUACACUGGGAUCAAGGAAGUUUUGGCAACUACCUUGAUUCCAGUGAGGUUGAUUACAACCCUAGCCCUUGGGCACCCUCUAUAGUGAUUGAUCUCAAUCCGAGCCCUUUGGCAGCCAACCAUUUGGUUGAGCCUCUUCCAUUCAACAUGGCAUACAUCAGGAGUAUCACCCUUACACUGGAAUGCACAAAGCUCAUGGUCAGAAACUUUGAUUUUGAAAAAUGA
Molecule: messenger RNA, 492 nt
Organism: Laccaria bicolor S238N-H82
Lineage: Eukaryota; Fungi; Basidiomycota; Agaricomycetes; Agaricales; Hydnangiaceae
Exons: 6
Coding region: 1-492 (163 amino acids)
Source: RefSeq, a predicted model, not a curated record